AUGGCGCCGCCCCUGCCGCUUCCGCUGGGAACCCGGAAGUCCCUCCCCUGCGCCGGAAGUACGGUGGCCUUGCUUCCUCGAAGUAUUCCCCCGCCCCGACGCGGAGAAGACUUGUGUCCGGACCCGGGUGGGCGCGGGCUGAGUUGUCCGCGUGCUCCGGAACGGGGUCCCGGCAGCUCCGUCCUUCCCGCCGCGGGCGCCGGGAGCUCGGGCUGCGGCGGCGGCGGCGCCCGGAGAGCGCCGGUGCGGGCGCGGGGCUCGUGCGGGGCCAUGAACGGGACGGCGAACCCGCUGCUGGACCGCGAGGAACACUGCCUGCGGCUCGGGGAGAGCUUCGAGAAGCGGCCGCGCGCCUCCUUCCACACCAUCCGCUAUGAUUUUAAGCCAGCAUCUAUAGACACUUCUUGUGAAGGAGAGCUUCAGGUUGGCAAAGGAGAUGAAGUCACAAUCACCCUGCCACAUAUCCCUGGUUCUACACCACCAAUGACUGUAUUCAAGGGGAACAAACGGCCUUACCAGAAAGACUGUGUGCUUAUUAUUAAUCAUGACACUGGUGAAUAUGUGCUGGAAAAACUCAGUAGCAGCAUUCAGGUGAAGAAAACAAGAGCGGAGGGCAGCAGUAAAAUUCAGGCCCGAAUGGAACAGCAGCCCACUCGCCCCCCUCAGCCACCACCACCUCCACCACCCAUGCCAUUCAGAGCUCCAACAAAGCCUCCAGUUGGACCCAAAACUUCUCCCGUAAAGGAUAACCCUUCACCUGAACCUCAGCUGGAUGACAUCAAAAGAGAGCUGAGGGCCGAAGUGGACAUCAUUGAGCAGAUGAGCAGCAGCAGUGGGAGCAGCUCAUCGGACUCUGAGAGCUCCUCUGGAAGUGACGACGACAGCUCCAGCAGCGGCGGUGAGGACAAUGGCCCAGCCUCUCCACAGCCUUCACACCAGCAGCCCUACAACAGCAGGCCCGCCAUCGCCAAUGGGACUAGCCGGCCCCAGGGAAGCACGCAGCUCAUGAACACACUCAGAAAUGACUUGCAGUUAAGCGAGUCUGGCAGUGACAGUGAUGACUAGCUCUGGAUCUUUCGAAAUCUUCUCUCUGGUGCAUUAACGUGUUGCAAGACCGGGCUACUUUCGCAUGGAGUCCAUCGCCACAAGGAGAAUUCGGUGGAUCAGUGCCUAUAGGAGGAGUUGGAGGCCCUGGGCCUCUCAGACAUUCAAGUUUUAACUUGCUGGUGAUGGGUGAUUUUCUCAUGUAAUUUUUGAACAAUCUCUUUUCAAAGUUUAAGUAGAUCUAUAGAAGAACUAACAGAAUUCUAUUUCUAUUGGGUUAACAUUGCUAGUGGAAAAAAAGACAACGGUACCCUGGUGUGGGUCACCAGGAUGCCAUGUCUUCACCAGCCAUUAGUUUGGCCAAGUGAUCUGCACCUGUGAAAUGGAAGUCUUUGGCGAGGGAACCUCAGACACAUAGAAGUUGCUAAGCCACUUGAAGUUGGUGGCACAAGUGAUUAGGAAGUUGUGUCUGACCCAGAACGACAAGCCCAUGUUGCCAUGGACUUCAUUCGAAUGCUUGGGUCAACCGGGUGGGACUCUGGAGCUGUGCUCACUCCAUCCCUCAUUGAAAAACUAGGAAAGGGAAGCCCACGGCUGGUGCAUGCCACUCUCCUGCCCCCAGGCCCCAGGGUGUUUUCACUGCUUCCUCCUUUGAAUUUCACUUAAUAAAAUUCUUAUACCUGGAACUUGUAGUUGUACAUUGGCACUUAGAUUAGAUUCCAAAACAAGAGUUAGAUUCAGCCAGAUUAUCCCUACAUACAGACGCUGCUGAGCAGAUUACCACAGCUAAUGCCCAGGAUGCAGUGGAGGCUUACAGCUAGCUCCACGUGGAUCUGCCCCGUUUGCUACGUUUUGGUGGAGUUGAGGGGCAGGAGUGGAAGCAAGAAGGUAAAAAAAAAAACCUUUCUGAACAGAUGAACCAGCAGCAAGCUUUCCAUAAUGGAAAUCUAGAUAGGAGCUCCGCAAUAUGAAUUGAAUACAUUCUUGGAUAAGGUCUUUAUGUUUAUGCUCUUGUACCCCUGUCUGUGCCUGAUUCUCAGACUGGUCUGUAUUUUUUUAUGUAAAACUAGAAGAAUGUCACAAGAUUGCCUUCUAUGGUGCAGUUUCCAGCUGAACCUGUCCUUGCUGGAAACUUGUCACUAGUAAAUGUUCUGUAUCGUGCGAAUGUGCUACGUCAGCCUGUGAUCUGUGUGCAGCAGCCUAUUUUCUCUGUGUGAAUGAACAUGUACAAGGAGAUCUGUCUGCUUUAGUGAGCAUCAAGACAAUGAAUUGUCUUCUUCCAUUCAUGUGGCUGCUCCCUCCUGAACUAAUGGAAGGAAGUGGUCUGGACCUAGAAAGAAAAUGGAUGGUCCAUGAUGGGGGAUUUCCUUAGAGUUGUCCUCUUGGUCCACAUGUUGUCCUCAUUGUAACUGCAGUGAGCUGGAGGUCUGGCAAGGAACCAUUUGCCCAACAGCAUGCUCCAGUUAUUCUGCUCCAGUGCAGGUGAUAGAUGUGUGCCAAAACCUUGUGAUUGAGGUCCCAGCCCAUUGUCCAUGAGCAGACAAGUAGAAACUUAUUUAUAGUGAACUGAUAAAACUGCUAUAGAAUCCUUGCUAGUGACAGCUCAGGGAAGGUGAAAGUCAGGAUUGGAGACUUGAAUUGCUAUUGGAUGUGAGAAUUAUUUUGUUUUUAACUUGCUCACUGGGGCAGGGUCCAGGAACUUGAACUAAAAAUGUCGGCUUAAGCCCCAGCCCCUUCUUUUAUACCCUUUUCUUCUCCAAAGCCUUUAAUUGUGUAGACAGAACUGUGGAUUUUGGCAUGUUGGGUGAGAUGCUUAUUUCUGAAGGAAAUACUUAGAUGUGGCACUGAGCAAGCUCUCUGAGCAUCAGCCCUCUUCCUUGCCAUCUGACCUACCCCUGCAUGCAUGGUGUUAUUGUCAAGCAUGGCUCUGAUUUUUGUUCUCUGCCAGAUGAUUUUGGUGGUUCUAGCCCCAUUCCACCAGAGUAAGAAAUCUUCAACUUGGAAACUCAGAAUGUGGCCUCACAGAUUUCUCCUUGCUCUGUUCCCAGCACUUCCAGCCUUGCUUCUGAGGUUCUAUAAGCUCUAUCUUCAUGGACUCUCCUGUUUGUUUCAACUCAUGUGCAGGGCCCUAUGUGUCCAAACUGACCCUUCUCUUGCUUGGCUCUGUUGGAAUGGGGUCCUUAAAAGAAAGCACUGUCAGCACUGAACUAGACAUCCAUUGUAGCCUGUUGGGGAGGAGGCAGUGAAGUACAGAGGAUAGACAUAGAAUAUCCCAGGUAUCCAUAGCUAGGAAUACCCAUGCUGAAGUCCCUAAUGGAAUCAUCCAUUGCUUUUCCUUUGUUUGAUGAAUUCUGCUGUUCCAUGGGCCAUUAGGCAAGUAGGGAACAUCAAGCUGAAGUGUCUGAGAAGCCAUGGCAAACCUUAUUUCAAACCUGAAUGAUUUGGGGACAUCUAACACAAACUAGCCAUUUAUAAUAAUGCUACUCAUUUCUGUAGCAGAAUCGUGUGUGUGUCUGUGUUUUGUGCUUUAGCAGUAGGAAAACUUGAAAUUCUAAAAGUCUUUACUUCCCUAUUUGAGAGGCUGAUUCAGUAGUGGGUGUGAGAGAGAAUGACGUAUUUAUUACACUUUUUUGAAAGAAAUAUUUGUCUGUCUUGUGGGCAUAUAUUAGGUACAGCCAACUGGAUAUCUUCAUUUGGUGAAUGGAUUUCUGAAACUCAGGCCUUAACCAGUAGAUUGAAAGAUAAGGCCAAUUGAUGUCUGUGAAAGAUGUUUUUGUGUUGUUGUUUUGUGUUUUUUAUUUUUUAUUUUUAUUUUUUGUCCAAGACCAGGACUUGAAGUUGGUAUCUGAUGCUUUCACUCAUUGGCUGGUGCUCUACCAUCUGAGCCAUGCCUCCAACCCUGAAAUGUGUUUUUGUUCCUCAUAUUUGUCUUAGGCUCAUUGUCUUAUUCUUUAACAAUUUUCAAAGAAAUCUUGUGCCUAAAAGUUCAUUUUUCCUAAUUAUGAAGUAGAUACGCAUGUUUACAUUUAUGUAAAAUAUUUCUCUGUAUUGUUUUUGUUAUUGUUUCUCCUAAAAGAUCACUAUAUAUAUUUAA
Messenger RNA from Dipodomys ordii (Ord's kangaroo rat), 4138 nucleotides. It is a transcript of the gene Eaf1, whose product is annotated as ELL associated factor 1. Gene Ontology annotation, molecular function: transcription elongation factor activity. The record is from RefSeq and is a predicted model, not a curated record. The transcript has 6 exons. Bases 1 to 1065 code for a protein of 354 amino acids. Gene Ontology annotation, biological process: positive regulation of DNA-templated transcription; regulation of transcription elongation by RNA polymerase II. Lineage: Eukaryota; Metazoa; Chordata; Mammalia; Rodentia; Heteromyidae. Gene Ontology annotation, cellular component: super elongation complex.